AUGUCUGCGUUGAAACAAAGAAAGGAGGAAUUCGUUGCUGGGCUUUCAGGUGGUUCUAUAAGUGAAAUUAAUCUAGUGACGUCGAUCGCCCUUAUAUCAUACUUCUGUUGGCAUCUACUGAAAGCCAAAUCAAAAAAUGUUCCAAUAUUGACCGAUUUCUUUCUAAACUGGUGUGGGCUUUUACUAUCUGUUACAAUUUACUCCGGAACUCCAAUUAGCCUGAAUAUAUUAAUCUUAUUGCCAUGCAUUGCAUAUUAUUUAGUUGUGCCAGAUCUACCUAAAGAGAAAAGUAAUAAAAUUAAUACUCAGAAAGCAUCUAAUGAGAAAUACAAAUUGGUUAAAAAGCCGUAUAUUACAGCAUAUCGAGGUGGAAUGCUAGUCGUUACGUGUAUUGCGAUUCUGGCCGUCGACUUUCCAAUAUUCCCACGGCGUUUUGCCAAGGUUGAAACUUGGGGUAGUUCAUUAAUGGAUCUAGGUGUAGGGUCAUUCGUAUUUAGCAACGGGCUGGUUUCCUCGAGAGCAGUUAUUAAAGAGGAGAUCGGCAUUACAAGGAAGCCCUUGCUUUUGAGAGUUUUCGAAGCCUUCAAAUCCAGCACUACUUUAUUGGCUCUUGGUGUUGCGCGUACUAUAAGUGUCAAAAACCUGCAAUACCAAGAACAUGUCACAGAGUAUGGCGUUCAUUGGAAUUUCUUCUUCACGCUGGCGCUCUUACCACCGGUAAUGAUAUUAUUCGAUUCAGUGUCCAAAUUUAUUCCACGUAUACUAAUUGCACUGUUUAUUUCACUUAUAUCGGAGGCAUUUUUAUUAUUUAAAGACGGCUUCCUAAACUAUAUGGUAUUCCAUCCCAGAGAUACAUUUUUCAAUGCUAAUAGGGAAGGCCUAUUUUCAUUUCUAGGUUAUUGUGCUAUCUUUCUAUGCGGACAGAGUACAGGGUUCUUUGUGCUUGGUAAUCAUGUCACUGAGAACAACUUAUACAAACCCUCUUCAAAGGUGUACAAUAGUAAAUCGAAUAAGCAUGCUUCUGUGUGGACUAAAUUGACCUCCAUGAGUCCUUUGAAUGGGUUACUUACUUGGUCGCUUAUAUUUAUUACAAUGACACAAUUUGUACUAUCGUAUUAUCCAUAUAAUAUUUCAAGGAGAUUUGCAAACCAACCGUAUGUUCUAUGGGUAGCAGCAUACAAUACUACUUUCCUUGCAGGUUAUUGUUUAGUGGAUUCGAUCUUUAAAAACGAUGGAUCGGAUGGUCAAAUUCCUAAAACAUUAGAGGCUAUUAAUUCCAACGGGCUGAUCAUAUUUUUGCUUGCAAAUCUUUUGACUGGCUUGACUAAUAUGAUCAUCAACACUCUCGACACGACACCCGCUUCAGGAAUUGCAAUAUUAUUGGCUUAUACCUCAGUAAUCUCACUAACAGCUAUGCUUAUGUAUAGUUACAAGAUUUUCAUUAAACUAUAG
Messenger RNA from Eremothecium cymbalariae DBVPG#7215, 1452 nucleotides. It is a transcript of the gene GWT1, whose product is annotated as glucosaminyl-phosphotidylinositol O-acyltransferase. Bases 1 to 1452 code for a protein of 483 amino acids. The transcript has a single exon. Gene Ontology annotation, biological process: protein localization to plasma membrane; GPI anchor biosynthetic process. The record is from RefSeq and is a predicted model, not a curated record. Gene Ontology annotation, molecular function: glucosaminyl-phosphatidylinositol O-acyltransferase activity. Gene Ontology annotation, cellular component: membrane; endoplasmic reticulum. NCBI's taxonomy places the organism in Eukaryota, Fungi, Ascomycota, Saccharomycetes, Saccharomycetales, Saccharomycetaceae.